CAUUUUUACUGCGUCACCCCCAAAGCAAAGUCCAUUGAUAUAUAUCUGAUUGCGUUCCUUCCAAUUUCUUCACCUCUCUCUCUCUCUCCCAAAUCCCAAAUUCCCAGUGAUCCAAGAUCUCGUUUUUUUUCUCACAGAGAGAGACCCAUCUCUCAAUUUUCGUAUUCGCUGAAGGUCAGUCAGAUCCGUACUUCCUCUCAAAUCCUUUUCAUUUUUGCCUAUUCCUUUAUGUAAUUGUAUUAGAUUUCGUAGUUUUCAUAUCUGAAUCUGCAAUUAAACCCAAAACCCACAUCAAAUUUUGCCUUUUUCACCCAUCUCCCCAUCUGGGUCGUCCAGAUCCGACACAAACUCGUUCAAAAAUGGGGCUCUUUAACCAUUUUAGGAUCUGGGUAUUGACCAUUUGCUUGGUAUUUCAAUCCGGGUAUGGGUUUUAUCUUCCGGGUAGUUACCCCCACAAUCAUGCCGUGGGCGACCAAUUAUCGGUGAAAGUGAAUUCUCUCACUUCCAUUGAAACCGAAAUGCCCUUUAGCUAUUACAGUUUGCCCUUCUGUAAGCCCCAAGGGGGUGUCAAGGACAGCGCCGAGAAUCUCGGUGAGCUUCUCAUGGGGGAUCGGAUCGAGAACUCGCCUUAUCUGUUUAAGAUGCAUACAAACGAGUCUGAGAUCUUCUUGUGUAAGUCGGAUCCGUUAUCGGCCGACGAUUUCAAGAUCUUGACUAAAAGAAUUGACGAGGUAUAUCAGGUUAAUUUGCUUCUCGAUAACUUGCCUGCAAUUCGGUAUACCUCGAAGGAGGAUUAUGUUUUGCGGUGGACGGGGUAUCCGGUUGGGGUUAAUAUUCAGGAUGUGUACUAUAUAUUUAACCAUUUGAAGUUUAAAGUGCUUGUUCAUAAGUAUGAGGAGACAAACGUGGCGGGUGUAAUGGGGACCGGUGAUGCAGCUGAGGUGAUCCCAAAUGUUGCGAAAAGGGAUUCGGGUCCGCCUGGAUACAUGGUUGUUGGGUUUGAGGUUGUGCCUUGUAGUGUAAUGAUUAAUGCUGAUUCAGUGAAGAAGUUGAAACCGUAUGAUAAGUUCCCAAAUAAAUUGAAAUGUGAUCCAAACACCGUGUCAAUGCCGAUCAAGCAAGGGCAGCCGAUUGUGUUUACCUAUGAGGUUGAAUUUGAGGAGAGUGACAUCAAGUGGCCGUCGCGAUGGGAUGCUUAUUUGAAGAUGGAGGGAGCAAAAGUCCAUUGGUUCUCGAUUUUGAAUUCCCUAAUGGUGAUCACAUUCCUUGCUGGUAUUGUGCUAGUCAUCUUCUUGAGGACUGUUAGGCGGGAUCUGACCCGUUAUGAGGAACUUGACAAGGAGGCACAAGCACAGAUGAAUGAGGAGUUAUCUGGGUGGAAGCUUGUUGUGGGGGAUGUAUUCCGUGCCCCAAACAAUGCCUCCCUUUUGUGUAUCAUGGUUGGAGAUGGGGUUCAGAUUCUUGGAAUGGCUGUUGUGACGAUAUUGUUUGCAGCUCUUGGAUUCAUGUCACCGGCUUCACGUGGAACACUUAUUACAGGUAUGCUUUUUAUCUAUAUGAUACUUGGUAUUGCAGCUGGUUAUGUCGCUGUUCGUCUCUGGAGGACUAUUGGCUGUGGUGAUUCCAAAGGAUGGGCUUCGGUCUCAUGGAAGGCUGCUUGUUUCUUCCCUGGUAUAGCCUUUUUGAUCCUCACCACUUUGAAUUUCCUUUUGUGGGGAAGUCACAGCACAGGAGCCAUUCCAUUCUCUCUGUUUGUUAUUCUGAUUCUGCUCUGGUUCUGCAUCUCUGUUCCCCUGACCUUAAUUGGUGGAUACUUUGGAGCAAAAGCACCUCAUAUUGAAUACCCUGUUAGAACCAACCAGAUUCCUCGUGAAAUCCCAGCUCAGAAAUACCCAUCCUGGCUGCUUGUUCUUGGUGCUGGUACCCUCCCUUUCGGUACCCUUUUCAUUGAGCUAUUCUUUAUCAUGUCUAGCAUUUGGAUGGGCCGUGUAUACUAUGUCUUUGGAUUCCUCUUUAUUGUUAUGAUCCUUCUUGUGGUGGUGUGUGCUGAAGUGUCGUUGGUUCUAACAUAUAUGCAUCUCUGUGUGGAGGACUGGAAAUGGUGGUGGAAGUCAUUCUUUGCUUCUGGUUCUGUUGCCAUAUACAUCUUCUUGUACUCCAUAAACUAUCUUGUAUUUGAUCUAAAGAGUUUGAGUGGACCUGUCUCUGCCACUCUUUACUUGGGAUAUUCGCUCUUCAUGGUUAUAGCAAUCAUGCUGGCAACUGGCACAGUUGGGUUCCUUUCAUCAUUCUGGUUUGUGCAUUAUUUGUUCUCCUCCGUCAAGCUGGACUAGAGAACUUUUUCCCGCUCAAAAGAUUGGCACUUUGAAGAGCAUUGGUGGCAGCCGUUUAAGGGACAAAGAACGAAACUUGCAGAGUAUAUGUUUACUUUUCUACAGUUUAUUUUGUUAGGGAACUUAGAAAAUGUAAUAACAAUAAUUCGUCCAGUUUUGCUUAAUUCUUUAAUAGAUGGAUAUCAUGGCAUAUGAUAGUUUGCUACCAAAUUUAAUUUGCAUUCUGGCGGAUGGAGGCAUGUCUAGUUGAUGGUAGUUGGCAUGGGAUCUUUAGUUUGUAACUUUUUGACUAUUCAGUUCUGUUUGUUUUGAAAUACUGAAGGCAAAAAUUAUAUGCUGUUUA
Molecule: messenger RNA, 2676 nt
Organism: Quercus robur (English oak)
Lineage: Eukaryota; Viridiplantae; Streptophyta; Magnoliopsida; Fagales; Fagaceae
Product: transmembrane 9 superfamily member 11
Exons: 1
Coding region: 360-2333 (657 amino acids)
Biological process (GO): protein localization to membrane
Cellular component (GO): membrane
Source: RefSeq, a predicted model, not a curated record